AUGGACAACAUUUCUAGUGACCCUUUUGAUGAUACCACGGACUACAUUUCUAACAACCCUUUUGAUCGUACCACAGACGACAUUGAAUCGCGAAGCGUUCUCUUGACUUUGCCAGAAGCCAUUUGGCAAAGCAUUCUAGAGCGCCUUUCGCCAAAGGAACUGGCUGGACUGUGUAAAGUGUGUACUUUUUUAAGGGAUAUAUGUCGAAGUGAUCGUUUGUGGGAAAUCCACGUAGAGAAGAAAUGGGGUGGAGUCAUUGGUGAUGUUGUUUACAAGGAGUGGAAACUGCAUAUCACAACAGCUAAGGAGAAAAGAAACGGCCCCUUGUAUCAACAGAACAGUGAGAAUGGGUCAUUGGGAUCUUUCAGUGGUACUUGGCCUACGUUAUACCUCAGAUCAUAUCUAGAUGAUUGUAGCCAUCUUAAUAGCUCAUUGUCAAAUAGCUUUAUGAUGGCCUUGUAUGUCUCUCUAGAAACUGGCAAGUUCUGGUUUCCGGUUCAAAUCUACAGGGGAUUAUUUGUUCGUGAGGCCUUAGUUAGAUAUGAUUCCAAAUCUGAUACCUUUCGAGCAAGACGUCAAAGUGGGGGUUGGCACAAAGUGGGGAGCAACAUCCAAUGGGAUAAACUGAGGGCUCCUCCGAUUGAUAUGCCUCCAUGUGAUGAAUACGUCUCUGAUUGUUUGCAAGACCUGAAACCAGGGGAUCAUGUUGAGAUCCAACGGAGAUCUAGAAAUGGAAUUCCUUAUGGUAGGUUUCUUGUCAUUUUGCUUUCUCAGCUCUCAGAUACGUUAGCAACAGCUGGUGCAAUUGGAAGCUCACAGUUGCUGAUGCUGAGUGGGAUUGGUCCUGCUAAGCAUAUGAAGGCUCAUGGAAUCAACGUGGUUUUGGAUCAGCCACAGGUAGGUCAAGGGAUGACAGAUAAUCCAAUGAACCUUCUAGUGGUGCCUUCCCUUUUGCCUGUUGAAGUCACUCUGGUCCAAACAGUGGGCAUCACAAAAGCUUCAUUGAAUCAGGUAGUGGAUUAA
Messenger RNA from Sphenostylis stenocarpa, 1023 nucleotides. NCBI's taxonomy places the organism in Eukaryota, Viridiplantae, Streptophyta, Magnoliopsida, Fabales, Fabaceae. The record is from the annotation of a GenBank genome assembly.